Molecule: messenger RNA, 1989 nt
Organism: Alternaria rosae
Lineage: Eukaryota; Fungi; Ascomycota; Dothideomycetes; Pleosporales; Pleosporaceae
Exons: 3
Coding region: 1-1989 (662 amino acids)
Cellular component (GO): mitochondrion
Source: RefSeq, a predicted model, not a curated record
AUGCUACGACGUACCAUCCUGCGGGCGGCUGCGCGCCCACCACAACUCCUUCGCAGACCACACACGCGCCGCUAUGCGACGGAGCCGCCAGCCUCCCCAGCGUCCUCCCAGUCGCGCAUUGAGCGCUUCAAUCGCCGCCUGCCAAAGUUUCUGCACAAGUACACCAAUGCGCUCGGCAAUGCGCCAGUCACGCACAUCACGUCAUUCCUCAUCCUCCACGAGCUCACGGCCGUCAUCCCUCUGUUCGGUCUCGCUGGCUACUUCCACUACACACACUGGCUGCCUCCGUGGUUCGCAGAAGGGGCUUGGAUAGCGUCAGGCGUUGAGCGCUUCGGUCGGUACUUCAAGCGCAAGGGCUGGAUACGCAGCGAUGAAGCGCUGGAAGCUGAACGUGAGGUCGAUGAGAUCCAGAAAGAUGGCAAACAGAGGCAAUGGAUGAAGAGUCAGGGUUUUUUGUCAAAUUCCGACGAUGACGGCAUCGGCAGCGAGACCAAGAGGUUGAGGAAGGUGGACCAAGCGUGGAACAUCAGCGAAGGUGGUGUCAGGCUGGUCGUCGAGUUCGCGACAGCCUACGCGAUUGUCAAGAUGUUCUUGAUUCCGAGGAUUGUGUUUAGCGUCUGGGCUACUCCGACCUUUGCGAGAUGGACAGUUGGCCCGUUCUUGAACAAGUUCCGCGCCAUGUUUGCGAAGAAGGGGAACGGCGCUCCUGGAGUGGGUACUGGUGCUGUCGAAGGGGGUGCUAUACCGAAGAGUAGAAUCACUAUACAGUCCAAUCCCGCGAUCAGCAAGAUGUGCUUCGACGACGACGAUUACAGCUACGAGUCGAGAGUCGAGGCUCGAAAUGGCCAGCGCUACUACACAGAGGAUUACUACCCACGCUUUGGUAUGUCCAGACGCCGCCGAUAUGGCCUCGGCGGCUCGUACUACCCUUCGCGCUACUACGACCACACCCCCAGAGGCCGCUACAUGAGCAGAGCAGCCAUAUAUCCAAAUCGACACUCUCAGUACGGCGGCGGAUAUCCAAGUGGUGUGGUUCCUGGAACUUAUUCCAGGGGCGUAGUCCUAGGCGGUCAGUCUCAGACUACGGUACCUCGAGGGUUUGUUGGAGGUGGCUAUCCCGGUCAUUCGCCUGGAUAUGCAUAUGGUACCGGACACCAUGUCGGUGCUCGUAGUGUUGUGCCGGCCAAUUCCGCAAUGGCAUACCCAAAGCCCCGCCACCAAUAUAUCUACAACCCCCGUUACGGCCAACGUGGUCUCCUCUCCUAUGCCGGCCAAGCCGCGAAUGGUGCUGCACCCACCGGCGUCAUAGGAGGCGGCUAUGGCUAUGGUGGGUUUGGAGGCGUUGGUGUCGGUAUGGGUGUCGGUAUGGGUGUCGGAUACGGUGUGGCGGCCUACCAACCUGCGGUAUACAGCGCCCGUCCCUUGUACCCUCAAACCUACGCCACGAACUACUUUCCCCAGAACUAUUAUGCCUCCAACUACUCCCACCCCUCCUAUGGCGGUGGCUAUGGCUACUACAACUACAACUUGUAUGGCUCGCUGUACCCACUUGCUAACUUCUAUUACCCUUACCAGAGGACCUACUACAACACUGUACCUAGCUACGGCUACUCGGCGCACGUUUACCCACCUGGACCAAGCACAAAUACAACAACAUACCAUGUGACAAACAACCAACCGCAAGGCUCCUCAGGACCUGCCCCGAGGACAGUCAGAGAGACAAGACCAGCAUACGUUCACGGUCACGCACAGCAAGGUCCCACGCGCGAAGACAUCCAGAUGGAGAACCGGAGGAUCGCGACUGACCGUGGCUCAUACGACCCGCGCAAAAUUAGGCCAGCGGAUGCUCGUGACGACGAUCCUUUCUGGUGUCGCGAGCUCAACGGCGAGUGGCAUCUCAGGUCCUACUACCAGAUUGAAAAUGAGUGUCAUCCUGGCCGAUGGAUGAUGGACGCUAACGUUGGCUUCCUCGUCUUCCACCGCGCAUGA